CACACUCGACAAAGGAGACUUCAAAGUCAAACGUAUCCUGCUGUACGCCGUGCGGCUGCGGUGCUCCUUAAAUAAAAACAGGCGACAGACAUCGUCAAACCUUUUACAAAAGUUAUAGUGCUGUUUUGCGGCAGCCGUUUUGAGUAACAACUAUUAAAGUUAACAACAAACUUAAGAUACAAAUAUUAAUAAGUAACUGCGGGAGUGUUUUUGAUACGCUACGCUUUUAACUUUUUUACAAGGCGGAACAACAGAUACCUCGUUGUCGUUGAACUCACUGUCCCUGACUUCCGCUCUGCCGCCGACGGAUCCUGAUCACCACAAUACACACAACAUGAACAAGCUGUGUCGUCAAGUGUCAAUUGAGUCGCCCGGACCGGGUGCCAAAAACUGCGUCUUCAACUUCUUUGUGCCCAUUGAGGACACGCCGGCAAUGGGCGCCCGCAUCCGGAUAGUAUGCGCCGGAGCCUGCUACCGUCGUCGCGAUCGGUCCAAUUCCAUUACCAGCAUGUCCUCGGUCUCUUCGGAGCUGAGCGACUACUGUCCGUCGGUAAACUCGAUGUCUUCGCCGGCGCACCAGGGAAUCCGUGAGGGAUCUUUCUUCCCCGGCUUUGAAGUGGCGGGCGUGAUCGAGUCCCUGGGUUCUGAGAUCACGGAGGCCAACAACCGUGGCCUGCGCAUUGGACAGCGCGUCAUCGUUUAUCCGUUCGAUGAAACUCCAGCCGGUUAUGCUGAGCUGCUGGUGGUUCCCGAUCUGAAGCACGUUGUGCCCAUCCCCGACAGUCUGCCCAUGGAGGUAGCCGCCAUGCUGCCUACAGGCGCCCUGCUUGCCUGGAAUGCCGUAUUCAAGGCUCAGGCAGUCGUCACACAGAUCCUCAGUCAGCGAGCUGCCACGGAGCCCAAGAGGAAGCCCAAGAUCUUGAUCGUCGGAACCGGCGGUCUGGCCCUUUGGGCCGUGCGCAUUGCCUCCUAUCACUUUGCCACGACUGGAGCCGACGACGUGGACAUCACAGUUGCCAGUCUCAGGGACGAGGGCUUCCGUUUGGCCACAGAGAUCAAGAAUGUCAGUGUGGUACAGUGGAAUGAAUGUCUGUACGAGCCACAGCUCAUUGAACGUACCAAGGAUGUGUGCGGUGGAGCCGUUGACGUGGUGAUUGACUUUGGGACCACCUCCAGGAGUCUACACCGCUCGAUGCACUGCCUGUCCAAAGGCGGCGUGGUCCUGAUCAGCGACGAGGUGGCGGAGAAGCUUCUGCCCAAGUUCUCGCGGCUUUCGGAGCAAUACCAGCAGGAGAUUAUCGCAAUCUCGAACGGCACCGCAGAGCAGCUGGCGGAAGUGGUGGAGCUGGUGGCUAAUAAGAAGAUCGAGCCGCCGCCACACUCCGUGUUCCCCUGCGAACAGGCGGCCGAGGUCAUCGCAAAGCUGUGCAACUCCGAGAUUCCCGGACGCGCCAUUCUCCGUUUCCACGACAUUGAGUAGGUGAUUUGGAGGAAGAGCAGAAGGAAAUGGAGUCGAUAUGACUUCCCAUCAAGGCAUUAACUCAUUUAAUAUGGAUAUCUGUUAGACGUAUUCAGAAAAACACCCGACAAAACACUGCAACCUGCAACACUCUCGAAGCGGAUUCAAAAAUGUGCUUAUUUUGUAGACGGCCAUUGUUUUGUAACCUUAAUUUUGGACUGCAGAUGAACUCCUCGUUUCAUUGAUUUAGCGUUAUAAGCAUUUUUAGUAUUAUGUACAUAUAGAUUGUGAUUUAUUUUAUUUGUAAGCAAACCCAAAACCACUAUUAAACUUUUGCAAAGUCACGAAUUACAUCACCACAUUUGCCGGAAUCGAGAUCCGGACAUGCUUCUUUAAUGAUUUUCGAUUACGUACAGAAACGCAACAAGAAGCGGAUUACAAAAUAAAUGUUAUACAUACUAUAUACAAAAUUGUUAUGCAUGCGAUGCAAAAUGUUUGAUUCAAUUGCUUGAUGUUUGUACUCAUUACGUACCCAACAUUAUACUCUACUCUUAUUCACAAAUAAAAGCCAUUAACUACCAA
Messenger RNA from Drosophila eugracilis, 2041 nucleotides. It is a transcript of the gene Drat, whose product is annotated as zinc-type alcohol dehydrogenase-like protein C1773.06c. Bases 335 to 1480 code for a protein of 381 amino acids. The transcript is spliced from 3 exons. Gene Ontology annotation, molecular function: oxidoreductase activity. The record is from RefSeq and is a predicted model, not a curated record. Lineage: Eukaryota; Metazoa; Arthropoda; Insecta; Diptera; Drosophilidae.